This is a messenger RNA of Trachymyrmex septentrionalis, 2960 nucleotides long. It is a transcript of the gene cdc14, whose product is annotated as dual specificity protein phosphatase CDC14A. Gene Ontology annotation, cellular component: kinociliary basal body; centrosome; spindle pole. Bases 819 to 2588 code for a protein of 589 amino acids. Lineage: Eukaryota; Metazoa; Arthropoda; Insecta; Hymenoptera; Formicidae. The transcript is spliced from 8 exons. Gene Ontology annotation, molecular function: protein serine/threonine phosphatase activity; protein tyrosine/serine/threonine phosphatase activity. Gene Ontology annotation, biological process: regulation of exit from mitosis; protein dephosphorylation; positive regulation of cytokinesis. The record is from RefSeq and is a predicted model, not a curated record.
AAUCAAAAUUCGCGCUUCUCUCGACUUUCUCAGCGGAUAAUGUGGAAUAAUGGUGCAAGUCAGGGAGUAGGGUAUGGCAACGGCAACGACGAGGGAACGAGGAGAAAAACUCGCGCGUGAUAUAUCGUGGCGAAAUGUAGCGUGAAAUAAUAUAUGGGCGUAUGUAAAUAAUAUAUGCGCGAAUCGACAGAAUCAACGGGGGCGACAAUAUAAGUGAGAAAAAAAAAGCGGAACGGAGCUGAGUAGGGCGCCGUCGAGCGCCGCAUCCGGUCGCAUUGUCGCAAUACCAGCCAUCGGCCAUCACCAAUCGGCAGAACAUCGCAGAAUCCGGUUCCGUUCUCCACUUCUCCACCUCGAGUUUGAAUUCCGUAACGGUCGCAGCCUGCGGCGACAGGCGGCACGGCGAAUACGAACUGAUACGAACUGACGAGCGUGUCCCACCCUGUUUCCGUGACGGAGAUUGUCGCCUGUCGGAGGCAUCGUGGCGUGGGUGUACAUAAGUUAUACAUAGCAAAGCGUAGAGCGUAGAGCGUAGAGCGUAGAGCGUACGCCGUGUCGCCGGGAAGGCGACGCGACGCGACGCGACGCGCUCGCCUGACGUAAUGCACCUCGGAUUUUUGCGCGCGUAGGCAGAGACCAAGAGAUCGCCGCCAACCGAACGAUUAAUCCGAAGACUUCGCCUAGUUACCCGCCCACUCCCGCGUGUUUACUGCGCGCCGCUAAUUGAACGCUAUUCCAAUUUGCAUUAACGUCGCGCUGAUGACAGAUCCACCUGAUCGGUAUCUACUACUGCGCCGUACACCCGCUGCUGGAUCACGAUGGAGGACGCGAACGAGGUUUUGGCGUGCGCGGCUGAAUUCAUAAAAGAUCGAUUGUAUUUUAUAACAUUAAGAACAGCAAUGAAACCAAAAAGUAAUCCAAACACUCACUACUUCAGUAUUGACAACGAGUUGGUAUAUGAAAAUUUUUACUCCGACUUUGGUCCUCUAAAUCUGGCCGUGCUAUACAGAUACUGCCAAAAAGUUAAUAAGAAAUUAAAGGGCAUUGCACUCAGCAAAAAGAAACUCGUGCAUUAUACAACAAUGGAUUCGGAGAAAAGAGUUAAUGCUGCAUUUCUUAUAGGAAGUUACGCGAUAUUGUAUUGCAAGCGUACAGCACAAGAAGUUUAUGAAUGUUUAACUAAAAGUCCAAAUAGUCCUUCGUUUAUCAUGUUUCGUGAUGCCUCGGUUGGACCACCAUGCUAUCAGAUAUCGUUAAGAGACUGUUUAAGUGCUAUAUACAAGUGCCAUCGACUUGGUUUCUUUAAUUUCGAAGAUUUCUGUGUUAAAGAAUAUGAACACUUUGAAAGAGUUGAGAAUGGAGAUUUAAAUUGGAUAGUUCCUGGAAAGUUCAUUGCUUUCUGUGGUCCACAUGCGAGAUCUAAAAUGGAAGAUGGUUAUCCACUUCAUGGACCAGAAUGGUAUUUUACAUAUUUUCGCCGUAAUAACGUAACAACAAUUAUACGGCUUAAUAAGAAAGUUUACGAUGCAGCGAGCUUUACCGAUGCCGGUUUCAUUCAUAAAGAUCUAUUCUUUAUGGAUGGCUCAACGCCGACGGAUGCAAUAAUGCAUCAGUUUCUCAAAAUAGCGGAAAACGCAAGUGGCGCGGUUGCGGUACAUUGUAAAGCGGGUCUCGGUAGAACGGGUUCUCUCAUAGGUUGCUACAUUAUGAAGCAUUAUCAUUUAACGGCUCACGAAACAAUCGCCUGGAUAAGGAUAUGUAGGCCAGGUUCUGUAAUUGGGCAUCAGCAACAAUGGCUGGAGAGAAAAGAAAUGUAUCUUCGGUCAUUAUUGAAAGAGCCAUUGCAAUCUGAAAAUGGAAAUCCGGUGCAUGCAUAUGGAAUAUAUUCGAUAGCUGGUAGACCUAAAGCAGCCUUUUUCCAAGAAGAUGUGAAGAACCUGAUGGAGGAUAAUGUGUCAGGGAUAAUGCAUCGCGUGGAUGAAAUAAAAUUGGACGAUCCUGGACCAGCGGCUGGGGCUAGCGCCACAACCAGAUACAGUACGUUGACUCAAGGUGAUAAAUUGUGCAGAAUUAAAGCUAGAAGAAGAGGCAUAUCGACAGCUCAAACUUCUCUUAAUGCAAGUACAGGGACAUCUACCGUUGUGCACCCAUAUUUGGGACCCUUAUUACAAACCAGAAGUCAAAAAGGAACCAUUACUGCUUUAGUGGGAAAUAAAGAAAGAGAUCCCACCAAAAGGUUGUUAUCACGAUCCACCGCAACGACAGUCGUGAAAAGGUCUAAACCGGCAACACAGAGUCAUAACAUCAACAACAAUACAACUACUACCAAUCCUGUUACAUCUUUAACCGUAUCAAAACCAGUGAGAAGGGCAAAACGUACCUCCUGCAUGGCUGCACAGGCCCACGCUACAAACUCGUCUGCCAAUCAUUCAGUAUCGCAACCGCAACAACGCAUGAAUAUGAUCCUCAGAUCGGCAGACCGAGUUACUCGCUAUUCGCUCAGGCAUGGCGUUGGGGAGGACUGUCAGGUAACUGGAGCAUCUCACCAGCGCCGAAGAUCUCAUCGCUUAAACCCCAUCAUUCAGUAAAAAGCACUUCACUCUGAUCUUCAAUCCUUCAACUCGAGCAAGUUUUGCCCAGGCUUUUUUAUAUCAUAAAUCGACGAAGAUCAAACUAUAUCUCUACCAAAAUCAUCAACACUGCAUUAUUGAUUAAUAUGGUUUUGCCAUCAUGGGAUGGUAUCUGCAUCAUGAGAUAUGAAUUUGUUGCAGUGAUAUUUAAUAUAUAGCUUACACAGCUUUUAAUUGUUCUUCCAUAUAUCAGAGUAUUGCGAUGCGUUGAAUGUCUGCAAAAAAAAAGGAUAAUCAGAUUCUGUUAAUAAUAUUAUCUUUUAACUCUAAUAUCAUCUUUCUGCUGGUCAGAAUAAGCACUUGUAGAUAUAUAUAUUUUUUAAAUCAUUU